Arabis nemorensis is the source of this 642-nucleotide messenger RNA. NCBI's taxonomy places the organism in Eukaryota, Viridiplantae, Streptophyta, Magnoliopsida, Brassicales, Brassicaceae. The record is from the annotation of a GenBank genome assembly.
AUGAUUGUGGAGGUUAAGAAAUCGCUGGAAUAUAUUAAACAAAAGGCAGAUCAGGGAAUAGAUCCCAAAACAAUUCAGAACAUAAAACCUGAUACAGUCCAGAUACAACAGCCUGAAACAGUUCAGAACAAACUACCUGAAGCAGUUCAGAACAAACUAUCGGUCGAAACUCCCCAGGGAUGCACGCUCAAUGUAGAGGACCUCAAGAUAAGCGGUUCGCAUAGUGGUAGAUACUGGACCUUUGUGUCUAUAUCCGAGUCACCCAGUGAGGAAGCCAUUAAAGUUGCAAAGAUGAGAGAGUGUUAUUAUCUAGAGGUGAAAGGAACGUUCGACACCAAAAAUUUGACAUCCGGGACAAGGUACGAGGUUGUGUUUGUGGUGAAAAUAGAGGAUACAAUGUCCAUAUGGGAUGAUCCGGCAAAGGUGCAACUAAUGGUACCCGAAAAAGAAUUGCAAGAGCGGGAAUUGCAAUUUGUUGAUCUCACAAAAAACGAGUGGGUUGAGAUUCAGGCUGGAGUUUUCGAUGCACAGCCGCAUAAAGCUCAGAUGGAAUUCUAUUUGUAUCAGCAUGAUUCUAAGAAGAAGAAGACGGGGCUUGUGGUUAAAGGUGCAAUAAUUCGUCCCUUGGGGCAAGUUAAAUGA